AUGAACAGUGAAGGCAACGAUCUUGCGAUAGUUGGUUUGUUCAAUUUGGUUGAGGAAAUUAAGAAGAUAACUGGCCUACUAUUUAUUUGUUGGCAAUUAGCAAAGUUCUUCUUAAAUUUUGGUUUGAUUCUUUCACAAGAUCAAAUUUUGAAUGCUAUUGGUAAACCAGUCUUAUCAUUUGUUGUUGCAGAUUUCGAAGAUUCUGAUAUGGAAGAAGUUUAUCCAAACGAACCAGUUUCUUUGAAGGAAGGAGAAAUUUUCAAAUUGUAUGGUAAAAUCAAAAACUCUGGAAAGGAAACAGCUAAGGUUGCUGUAUCUUUCAGAUAUGGUUCAAAGAUUUAUCACAUUCAAGAACUUGAUAUUCCAACAAGUUAA
Messenger RNA from Naegleria gruberi, 375 nucleotides. RefSeq lists its product as uncharacterized. The transcript has a single exon. The coding region runs from base 1 to 375 and encodes 124 amino acids. The record is from RefSeq and is a predicted model, not a curated record. Lineage: Eukaryota; Heterolobosea; Eutetramitea; Acrasida; Naegleriidae.